Folsomia candida is the source of this 3322-nucleotide messenger RNA. It is a transcript of the gene pyd, whose product is annotated as tight junction protein ZO-1-like. The record is from RefSeq and is a predicted model, not a curated record. Gene Ontology annotation, biological process: protein localization to cell-cell junction; cell-cell junction organization; cell-cell adhesion. Gene Ontology annotation, cellular component: bicellular tight junction; plasma membrane. The transcript is spliced from 6 exons. Gene Ontology annotation, molecular function: cell adhesion molecule binding. Bases 162 to 3251 code for a protein of 1029 amino acids. Lineage: Eukaryota; Metazoa; Arthropoda; Collembola; Entomobryomorpha; Isotomidae.
UCCACCACCGCACCACCAUCACCAUCAUCUCAGCAUCCCUAUAAUAAACCUCAAACUCCUUAAAAAAUCUUCUGACUGUCCGUUUUAAUAAGUUUUUCCUUGAAAAUUUUAAAAACUUAAAAACUAAAUGCCUUAACUAAUAAAAAAUAAAAACCCCGCAAAUGAACGGUCACACUCCCUCCACAUCAUCUACCAACCCCAUCUACUCAACCCAUCAUAAUGGUCACUCCAAAAACCAUCCCCCACCACCUGGAGGACUAUCCGAAGAACCGCACCCAUGUCCAGGAACGAUUCUAUUGGAACAACCGGUAGACGAGGACGUUAGUGAGGAUUUGUACGAUACCAACUACGGGAUUUAUAACCAAGCCAUGUCCCGCAACAUCUCAUGGGAGUACCGGACGAUAAGCUUAACUCGCGUUCCUGGUUAUGGAUUUGGGAUCGCCGUUUCUGGAGGGUCAGAUAAUCCACAUUUCGCCAAUGGAGAUCCUGCCAUCGCAAUCAGCGACGUACUUAAAGGGGGCCCAGCCGAAGGGAAAUUGCAAAUAAACGACCGAAUAAUCACGGCCAACUCGAUAAAACUGGAAAACGUGGACUACGGAACUGCCGUCCAAGUCUUACGCGACUCUGGUCCCUCCGUCGUGUUAAUAAUUAAGCGUCGAAUAAUUGCUCACCACACAAAAAUCACCUUAAACAAAUUAACAACGACGAAACUUAAACAUAUCCAACCGUCCGAUUUUGGUAUAAAUCUCACCCUUCGGGUUUACAUUAAAGAGUCGAAAAAUUCCAACCUCGUCGAAGGAGAUGAAAUAAUUUCAAUCAACGGUUUGGACGUGGCGAAAUUGUUUGAUUUUCGUAAAGGCGUCUGCACCACGGGUGGGGAUAAUUUAUUAAAUUUAGGCGUCGUCAAACAAAAUCAACAGCAGGAUAAUGGUCACGUUGGAGGGGUCAAUCAUCAACAACAACAAAGCUAUGAUUCCAAUGCUGGGAAUUUGUACGUUCAACCUCCAACGAGGAGAGUAGGGGAGGUGCCUCCCGUGAGACCUCCCCUGCCGAAAGAAUCCCCCACGAGUCCCACACCCCCUCCACCACCACCACCCCCACCAAACCACCCAAACUCUCAACACCACAAAUCCACCCCUCGAUUUAUAAAUUUCCUAAAAAAAUCCUCUUCCCCUCUCGGCCUAAAACUAAUCGGAGGCAACAACAUCGGCAUCUACAUCGGCGCAUUACAUCCCCAAACCCCUGCAGCAACAUCGGGUUUACUCCCAGGAGAUCGCAUCCUUCGAGUAAACGACAUCGAUUUCACUUCCAUCCCAAGAACCGAAGCCGUCUCAACCUUAUCUCAAUUAAAACCCGACCAAUUAGUUUCAUUUAUUGUAAAAAACAUUGAAAACUACCGUGAAAUUUUAUCAUCCGAAAAGUAUCACGAUUUCCUUUAUUAUAGAAUCUCCACAGAUUUAGACUACGUAAAAAGAGGUGAAAUUGUCCUAAUUUACGACACACUUUGCAAUAACGGAGGAUUUGAAGGGGUUUUAAUAAACAAAUACGAUGGUAAAGAAUUAGGGAAAAAGAUUAAAAUUAAUCCACUGCCUUUAGAAAAUUUAGUUUACAAAGUGAAAAUUAAUUGGACUCGGCCGGUAAUUAUUUUUAGCUUAAUUACAAAUUAUAUUUAUCAAUGUUUAGAAAAAAUCGGAGCAAGGAGGAAAUUUUGUAUCGUUAAAGGGGAUGAGGAAUUAGUUAAUUUUAGACAUUCCGGAAUCCAUCCUUGUUUAAAUGUUGAUCUUAAUUUGGGAAUUGAUGGGGUUGUUAAAGCUUUGGAGAAAUUAGGGGAAUUUGCUCCCGUGGUUUUAAUCGUUAAAAGUGAGGAUAAGUUGAUCAAGAAAUAUAGCAAUAAGGAAAUUAGUAGUAAAAAAGUGGGUGGGAGUUACGGGGGAAGUUUGCUGAGAUCAUUCAAUAAAUCGAGCACGAGUCGCCGACUGCAAAUGGAUUUGGAGAAAUUGGAGUCCGCGUUGGGCAGCGGUGGAUGGAUCGACAAGUGUUUAACCGUUGGAAGCAAUGAUAAUUUGGGCGAAAUUGUAGGUCGAGCUGUGGAGGAAAUUGUUAUGAAAGGGGAUGUCGCUUGGGUUAAGAAUUCCAAUAAUUCGUGGGGCACUAGUGGAGUGGUGGGUGAUUUUGCAGAGCCACCACCGACCCCGCUCCCACCACCCCAACAAAACCAUCAUCAAAAACACGACAUUCCAAACUACAACGUCCCUCCACCAUACUCGAUCCAUCACACCCCCACAUCAGCCUCCCCCCAUUCCACAAUAUUAAUCCAACAGCCUCAAAUCCCCACAAUUCCUCAACCUCCUCAACCCAAACAUCUCCAAAAACCUCACCCUUCUCAAAUAACAUCCACACCUCCUUCAAAUUACUACACUCCAACCCUUCGUCAACUCCUCGCCCAUUCACCCGUAGAUUUCUCCCCACCAGUUUCCCCACCACCAAAUAUUGACCGAUCAAAAAAACCAACAUCAAAUUCCAAACAAAAAACAAUCUCAAAUAAAUCCAAUAAACCAAUCCCACCACCAAAACCGGUGAAACUUAUGGAAAAUCACACCCAUUCAAACAACCACCACCUCCAGCAACACCACUUUUCAACUCAUCAAAGAAACGGAGGGGACGACGGAUACUACUUAAAUUUACCCAUGAAUUCUAAAAUAUUUCAAAAUCGAUCCAAUGAAAAUUCCGCAUUUGUUCAAUUCAAUCCGCAACCUCAACAAGAGCCAAAACUCCUCGAAAAAGGCAGCGGUUUCCCAAUAAUCCAACCAAACACGACGUUUGGCACGUUCACUUCCGUGGGAGGAGUUUUAAUUCAAAGAAAUGUAAAACAAGGCCAAAUCCCAAUCCAAGUUCGGAUCCCUGAAGGUGCAAUUGCUUUCGGGAAAAGUGAAACCAUUUGGUUUCAUGUCGUCGAUGAAGAGUUUUUAACUCAAGGGUCCGCGAUCAAUGGGGAAAUUAAUGGAAACGUCUCCCUGAUGUCGCCCUUGAUAAAAUUCGGCCCUGAAAACCUACGUUUCUUGAAACCCAUCGAAAUCCGAAUCCCGCAAUACAAUAAAAAAUUAAACAAUAUAAAUAACGCCAAAGUUUUGCUCAACAGUGAACAUUCUUGGUCGAAAGUGGACAUCAAAUCUGGUUGGUUAGAAGAAAACGGUGACAAUGACAAUCAACAAGAGCUCAAAAUCGUUAGCUUAACUGUACAGAAAUUUUAACUCCUUGUUUUUUUUAAACUGUUUUUAGCGACUUUAAAUAAACUAUAAAAAGAAAUCUCAUCUCCCAAAAA